Messenger RNA from Heterotrigona itama, 535 nucleotides. The record is from the annotation of a GenBank genome assembly. Lineage: Eukaryota; Metazoa; Arthropoda; Insecta; Hymenoptera; Apidae.
AUGGUCGUCAUUAUUAUCGGACUCAACCAAAAUCAAGAUACCGUAAGUUCAUAAAUACACAAAACAAGAAACAGAUUCAAUACAUUUGCUUAUUCAAGACUAACAGAUGCAACACACUGUCUUGUUCAAGACUAGGACACUGAGAAAAAACACCAAGAAAUUACCACUAACACCGACUCUAAUUCCAACGCCACCUAAUCUAAACUUGACGAACAAAAAUCCUCAGACAACUAAACUGCCACAUAAAUUCACGAGAAAGUCAACCAUGCAAAAUUACUAUGCCUUCAGAAACAAAUUUCAAAACGUGUUGCAGGCCAAACUCUCCUCUGACAAACUAAACAUAAUCAGCAAAGUUAGCGACUUCAACGAAUUGAAAAUCAUAUGUCAAAAAGAAAACAUCGAGUAUCAUACAUACGAUCAAUUCAAACAACAAAUCAAAGAAAGAAAUAGAUACAGAAGAAAUUACCAAAGAAUUGGUAAUCCCUCUACAAGCUCUACAGAUACAUGCUGUCCUAUCACUUACGAAAAAGAAUAA